Messenger RNA from Spodoptera frugiperda (fall armyworm), 3145 nucleotides. RefSeq lists its product as uncharacterized. Gene Ontology annotation, molecular function: serine-type endopeptidase activity. The coding region runs from base 157 to 3048 and encodes 963 amino acids. The record is from RefSeq and is a predicted model, not a curated record. The transcript is spliced from 7 exons. Gene Ontology annotation, biological process: proteolysis. Lineage: Eukaryota; Metazoa; Arthropoda; Insecta; Lepidoptera; Noctuidae.
ACAGUUUUUAUUCGUCUUAGGUACUUUUGGUGAAAGUACAGUAACAAAUUUUUAAUUUCGGAAAUUGAAUUUCAUAACUACGUCUGUUGGUGAUCUGCCAUUGCAAUUUUAUACUUUUAUAUAAAUAAAUAAAUAUUUCAUUAAAAAAAAAACAAAAUGAUGCUUGGCAUAGCUAUUCUAUUUCUAAUAACAACGGCGAUCGCUAAACAUCGUCAUAAAACUAAAGACGAUUUAGAUUCCGAAGAAACCUUUUUCGACAACGUAUAUGUAACGAUACACUCGAUUAUGGACAACUUAUUCGAAUCCAUCGGCAUUACGACAAAUUUUUCCAAAGCAUUCAAUACACAAUUACUGCUGACAAUGCAUUAUGAUUUGAGUAACAUAGCAGACAAUAACCUUGACGUCUUCAGUGAAAUAAAGAAUCUUACAAAAGUAGAUAUCAGAAACAAGACUAUAAAAGUAGUACAAUUAGACCCUGCAGUCGAAGAAGUACUAAAUGAAAACAAUUAUGAUGCAUACGGUGCAUUCAAAGAAACUAGUAAACAUAAGAAAAAAACUAAAGAUGAAGAAGAACCUACGAAUCUCACCGAUGUUCUAGACCUUGCCGAUAGUACUGAAUUCACAGAGUUUCUCGGCAGUUUUGUGACAAAGAUCAAGAAUAUUACUCAGCAUAAGAUUAAAAAGUCCUUGAAACAUGCUAGGAUUGCCGUCACAUCGAAGAAAAAUUUGAAGGUUUGGGGAGGACCAACAAUUACUGAAUUAGAUAUGUUGAACACCAGGAGGUUAUUCGGAGGCAUCAAGACGCAAGUGAACAAGUUUCCUUUCAUGGUGAGCAUCCACAUCAUGGGAGAGUUUGCCUGCGCCGGCUCCAUCAUCCACAGGGACUUGGUCAUCACUGCAGCUUCCUGCUUACAGAUAGUCUACCAGAACCAGUAUAUAAAAAAUAACCUCAAGGCCAUCUACGUGAGACUAGGCAGCGAUUACACGACACGUGAUGGUGAAACUAUACCAGCACAGAACCUCUACGUGCACCCAGCAUACGACUCCAAAACCCUGGCUAAUAACGUGGCAAUAAUCAGCUUGGAGAAGCGACACCGGUUCUCAAGGCAGCAGAAGAAAAUCAGGCGUAUCAUGCUUGAUAAAACUCCAGAAAAUAUGGCGAACUUCACUCAGAGAAUUUUAACUCUCGGAUGGGGUCCUGCUGAGAAGGGUGAAGACGUACAGAAGAAUCCUAAUCUUACUAUGGAUUUAUUGAACUUAAUACCUGUUGAAGACUGCGCACGUAAAUAUCCAAUAGAUUUAAUAUCCAGAAAUAGCUUCUGUGUUGGUGUGAGGAAUUCAAGCCGUGGAGCAUGUCACGGAGACGUUGGAGGACCAGGGAUAGUCGGUGCAGUAUUAAUGGGGAUAGUUAGCUUCGGGAAUACAGACUGUGGGGCACCUAAUUCUCUAACAGUUUUCACCAAACUCGGCUACUAUACGAAUUGGAUUGAAAAUAUUCUGAGUAUGCAUAAGAAGACUAGUAGAACCUAUGAACAUUAUAACGAUACGCGAAGAAAAUCAAAUAAUUUAGGAAUCAUCCACUUGAAUAUGACGACAUGGCAAAAGAAAGCGAUACGGAAACAUGCCGAGGACUACCCUGAAGAAGUCAAAGCGCUGAGGGAAAUAUUGGUAGACUUAGUGAAGGGCGACAAUAAUGCUGUAGAUGAGGUAAUCUACGGUGACGUUUACGAUGACGUCACCAAAGAUAUCAAAACAGUUACAGCACCUGAAAAAAUCAAGGCAAUUACUAAAAAACAUAAAAUCCACAAACAUGCAAAAAAGCACCGCACAAAAGUAAGAACUACUGCUACAGUUAAAACUACUACUACAGAUGAAACUACUACUUCAGAUGAAACUACUACUACAGAUGAAACUACUACUACAGAUGAAACUACUACUACAGAGAGAACUACUACUCCAGUUACAACGACAACUGCAGCUACAACUCCUACUCCAUUAACAACGACUACUCCAGUUUCAUCAAUAAUAUCACAAAGCAUUAACUCCUUCUUUAAAAAUUUAAUUCCUGCCGACGCUAUUAAAAUGAUAAUGGAAAGGCCGAACAUUUCAGACCACGUGUCGAUUAAUGAAGCUAAUGACAAUGAUGACAAUGACAAUGACAAUGACACAGACAAUUACGAACAAUCUGCUAUGGUUGGUAACGAUGAUUAUGGGUUAAGUAUUGAAAUGCCUAGUACUCGAAAGAUCCGACCGACCGAUCGAAAGAACCGACCAAAAACACACAAAACUGUUGAAACUAAAAAAAGAAAUAAAAAGAAAGCAACAAGCAAGUUUCCCAAGAAAUCCAUUAUUAGGAACCGAGAAAUAACAAAAGCAACUGAUAUACCUGAAUCAGAAUCUGAACAGGAAGAAGAGGAAGGGGAUACGGGGGAAAUAUUAAAUGUUAACUUCGGCAAUGCUGGUUUACUUCAACUAGAUUUGGAUAAAAUAGCUUCUGAUUUAAAAGAAGCAGAUCAAACAGAAACAGAAUCAGAUCAGAUUAAUCAAAUUGAAUCUGAUGUAGAAUCUGACAAAAUAGAUAUAGAAUCUGACAAAAUAGAUAUAGAAACUGAUAAAAAACAAUCAGGUAGUAGCACGGAAGCAGAAUCAAAUGUAAUUGAGUCAAACAAUGAAUACUCGGAUGAAACGGAGAACAGUUUAGAUAUUGCUGAGACGACAACAUGUACACAUUUUCAAGGCACUCAUAUAGAUUAUGACAUAGGUCAAGGUGCAAACCAAAAUGAUGAUGAAAAUAAGAGGAUUAUCAUGAGAAAUCGGGAUCCGAGUGAAAAGACGACAGGAUCUAAGCUGGACAGCGGUAACUCAUUGGCAACGAGACCUUUCUUCAUGGAAAUGGAUACAGACAGUUCUUCAGAAGUUAAAGAAAGUAAAGAUAAAAGUCCAACACAAAGUACGACAGAGAACAGUAAAAUAGGUCUCGGUAUCAGUGAAAAACCGACAGGAGAUGAAAAGAAAAGCUUUCUAAGUAAUUUUAUCUUAUCGUUAUAAUGUUCAAUGGCGGUGUAAAUUACUUUCUUUGGUCAUGAGUUAAUUACUUCUACAUAUAACACUCUAUUCGUAACUUAUUUCGUUGUGUAUGGUAGUC